UAUAAAUAAUUUAUUCCAUUGUGGGAAUAGAUUUUUCUCCCUUUGUCUAGCCUGGGGCCUGUCGGUAAUAAAACCGAUGGGGGUGCUGAAUUGAUUAGCGGCUCUCUCGGUAUUGGCCAGUUUUGGAUAACCGGGACUUCGAUGCAGCGCAUGAAUGCAGCGCGGUCAUAAGUCAGCCAAAGGUUGCAGGGUCAGUGCCGAUGAAAAGAUGAGGGGAGCAGCUUCUCAUCGCCUCGGGGCCGCGCCCGGACAAAGAUGAGUCGCACACUAUUGAAAAUGUGGCGCUUUACGUCUUCCCACCUGACCGUGGCAUCUCUGAGCUCCGUGUGAAUGAGGGACAGUGCUAAAUUGACCGACGUCUAGACAAGAAGGACGUAAACAACAUGUUUUGCAAGACAUGAUGCGACACGCCCCGUGUUUAGUUUUCACGCGGACCGCCUCGCGCUCCAGACGAGUUUUUGUACAAUUUCCCCUUUGAUUUGUGCAAGAAAAUUAGUACUUAGAUAAGUUUGUACUGCGUAAAACAGCUGGAAAGAUAUAAUUAUAACAGAAAAUGUCAUUCUAACCAACAACUACAUCAGUUCUCAGCGAUCAAAACAGCCUAUUAUCUUAUUUAUGAAUGACACCUCUAUAAAUUCUGUCUGGACACAUUUAACUUUGGGUUUCUCACCGGAAUGUUUGGCUCCGUGUGCACGGUUGUUGGGACAGCUUGCCACCGCGGCACCACGUUUUCUUUGAUGUUUUUACAAUGUUUGUCCAGUUGCUUAGCGCAUGGUGCUGCUUCAUAAAAGUUUCAGACACUGGACGACCACGGGGGCGGUCAGAGGGGCUGCCCUUUCCACCUCCAUUCACACUCUGAAAGGCUGAUGUUGCGUCUUUUCUUUCUCAUUGUGCAGUUUCGUUCGCUUAUUCUGCUGCUCUGGGAAAUCGAGAAUUGAAUUCAAUUUUGCCCAUUGUUGCAAGAAUUUUGUUUUAAUAUCAAGACAAAACAUUCCUGCGACCCAGAUGCGUUUUUAAACUCAUGUCUGGCUUAUAUUUUGUUCACUAAAUGUCCAGCGCAAGGGAACUCGUCUUGAUCGUUGGGAAUAUUACAACUCUCCUCUCUGCGCACGACAAACUGACUCUUGUUUCCACAAUGUUUACGUACGGAAGGGACGACCACCUUUGAAAAUCGACUACAACCUACUUCCUUAUUUGCAGACCUGAAGGAGUUAUGGAAUUACUCGGGGGGCGACUCAUGCAAAAGAACAACAAUGUAUAAAAUCCCUCUUCAACUCUUGGAGCAGAGAUGCAAAAAGGAUACAAGUUGGCCUGAUGCGCCAAACUCAAAUAAACUAGGAUUAGGAUGGAUACGUGCGUAUUUGUUGGUGCUCUUGGUUUGCGAAUUACCCGAACUUUCUUUGUGUGCAAGUGUGGCAGGAUCCAAAGUUGAACACGAGGGACUUUGUCCUAACAAGUUGAAUUCAAAUCUCUGGGUUGAUGCGCAAAGCACCUGCGAGAGAGACUGCAAAGUUGAUGAGGACUGUGCUGACUUUGAGAAAUGCUGCACCAACGUGUGUGGCCUCAACAGCUGUGUAGCUGCGCGUUUCUCUGAUGGCACCUCUGCCCAGCCAGAUGGGCAGGGUGGAGGUAAGGGAAGUGCUGCCCCCACAGUUACCUGUGACGGCUUUAUCUGCAGCCAGCAGGGAGCGACCUGUGACAUCUGGGACGGCCAACCCAUCUGCAAGUGCCAGGACCGAUGUGAGAAAGAGCCCAACUUCACCUGUGCCUCAGAUGGCCUCACAUAUUUCAACCGCUGCUACAUGGAUGCAGAGGCCUGCAUCCGGGGGGUGUCUUUAACUGUAGUCACCUGCCGCUUCUACCUCGCCGGACCCCACACCAGCCCCCUGCCUCAGGACACUACGGCUCACCCCACCCCAACAUCCUCCCAGGAUGACCCCAUGCCCCCCACACUGUACUCCAACCCUCACCAUCAGUCCAUCUAUGUUGGAGGCACAGUCAGCUUCCACUGUGAUGUUAUAGGAGUCCCCAGACCUGAUGUAACAUGGGAGAAACAGAGUGAACGGCGUGAGCGGCUUGUCAUGAGACCCGAUCAGAUGUAUGGCAACGUGGUUAUCACCAACAUUGGACAGCUUGUCAUUUACAAUGCCCAGGUUUGGGAUACAGGCAUCUACACCUGCAUCGCACGCAAUUCUGCAGGAGUUCUGCGUGCAGACUACCCGCUGUCUGUCAUACGCCGGGCUGAUGAUGAUUUCUCUGAAGACCCUGAGAUGCCCAUGGGGCGGCCAUUUUCACCAGCAGACUGUCUGGCUGAACUAGACCUGAGAGUGUGCAGUGGUGAGCGCCAUGUGGAUUGGUAUUAUGACAGCAAGCUGGGCUCCUGCAUGGCCUUCAGCAACGGUGGAUGUGACGACAGCCGCAACCGAUUUGAGACCUACGAGGAGUGCAAGGCCUCCUGUCAGAGAGAGGGGAUGGGUAUCUGCUCCCUGCCUGCCGUUCAGGGUCCCUGCAAAGCUUGGGAGGUGCGUUGGGCCUGGAACUCCCUCAUGAAACUGUGCCAAGCGUUUGCCUACGGGGGCUGCCAUGGGAACGCCAACAGCUUCCGCACCCAAAAGGAGUGUGAGGCAAACUGUCCGCAACCCAAAAGGAAAUCCUGUAAGACCUGUCGGGUGAAGGGGAAAAUGGUGCCCAGCUUGUGCCGCAGUGACUUUGCCAUCGUGGGACGACUGACAGAGCUGAUUGAGGAUCUGGACUCUGGUUUAGCCCGCUUCAGCUUGGAAGAGGUUCUCAGAGAUGAAAAGAUGGGUUUGACCUUCUUUAAUACAAAGCACCUAGAGGUGACUAUUGCUAAGAUAGACUGGAGCUGCCCCUGCCCCAACAUCACCAUGGAGGAAAACCCUUUGCUGGUGAUGGGUGUUGUGCAGGAUGGCAUGGCCAUCAUCCAAUCAGACAGUUACGUCAGAGCCAUAACUGAACGCAGACUCAAGAAACUACGUGAGGUUCUGGGGAAAAAGGCCUGUGGGACAUUUUGAAACUUAGGACUUAAGACUUGUCAUCCCAGAUGUUUAAACUAAUAAAUGGGCCUGUGGUCAUCUGAACCUUUAGCACUGAAGCUGAUAUUUAAUACUUUUUUAAUCAAAUGUUAUCUAUGUUCAUAAAGUUAUGGAAGCUAUUUUUGUAUGUAUGAUAUAUAUUCAUUGCAACACAGGUUGUACUACAUUCCAGAUGUGUUGUGAGGCCUUACUAAUGCUGAAAUGCUUGGUUUUAAAUAACUAUAAAAUAGACUUUUUUCUUUGA
Thunnus maccoyii (southern bluefin tuna) is the source of this 3297-nucleotide messenger RNA. RefSeq names its product WAP, follistatin/kazal, immunoglobulin, kunitz and netrin domain containing 1 (gene wfikkn1). Bases 1254 to 3032 code for a protein of 592 amino acids. Gene Ontology annotation, cellular component: extracellular region. The record is from RefSeq and is a predicted model, not a curated record. Gene Ontology annotation, molecular function: serine-type endopeptidase inhibitor activity; protein binding. NCBI's taxonomy places the organism in Eukaryota, Metazoa, Chordata, Actinopteri, Scombriformes, Scombridae. The transcript is spliced from 2 exons.